AUGUAUAUUUCCACCAUUUCUAUCGUCAUUUGCAUUAUUUUAUUCGAUUUACAAUUCAUAACUACUGAAACACUCUAUUGUAGUAUUCAUUUCAUCGUUGAUUAUCCACUAUGGUCAUUGACAUACACGACACGAGCAGAUCGUGAUUAUUUUCGAACAAAUACAUUACUUUCCACUUAUAUCUACCGAAAUGUCGAAGGUUUAAAUGAACUUUACAAUCAAUACCGAUUUCCAUAUACAUCAAAAGCAAAGAACACAACUAUCCAAUUCUUUGUUCAUGGAAUAACAGUUGUAACACAACAUGUUUGCGAUCAGAAAAAUCCGAAUAGAAGUCCAAGAGACAAUCCUUUACAAGAAUUUUGCUCAUCGAACAUAGAUAGCGAUGAAAUAUUAGAUCUAAUCGUUCGUUACAGCGAUUAUAAUAAAAAACAGAAUGAUUAUCAAGGAGCUUGUCUUUACUAUGGUUUAACAUCACGAAAACUUCGAUUACAAAACAAUAAAGGCACUGCAUUGGGAUGGUCAUGGAAAGGACAUCUUUGUGCAAAUAUGAGAGAGUUGAAUGGUUGGUCACCAGGAAAAGCGAAGUUUAAUCCUCGAUAUUCGGGAAAUGUUGGAAUUGUCACUGCAAGUUUUGAUGCAAGCGAUUAUAGUUUGAAUAAAGGUGAAAUGACGUUUUUUCAUGAGAUUGGUCAUUCAAUGGAUGCUAAUCAUGAUGAUGAUAAUGAAUUUAAAAAUCGAAAUAAAGAAUGUAAUCCAACUGAUGAAGAAGGCGGUAGUUAUUUAAUGUAUUCAACUAGUACUGAAGGACUUCUACCGAAUAAUCGUGCGUAUUCUCAUUGUUCAUUGGAUACGAUUUCAAAAUAUACUCGAACACUUGGCCAAGGAAAUCCGAAUUGUUUAUCAACAGAUAAAAAAAUCAAAGGAAAAUGUGAUGGUAUCCUGUCAACAGAUGAAGUUUGCGAUGAACAAGGAACAACAAGUAAUUGCUGUACAAAAGAUUGUAAAUUAAAACCAAGUGCUGUAUGUUCACCGUCAACUGGUUCUUGUUGCCAAUCAUCAUGUCAACUUCAUUCAUCUGGUCACGUAUGUCUCGCUGAAAGUGAAUGUAAAUUGGCAAUUCCAUGUUCAGGCGCAUCUUCUAUUUGUCCCGAAAAUGAUAAGAAAUACUUUAAAGUAGAUAAUACACCCUGUCGUAAUGGAACGUUACUUUGUCAAAAUGGUUUAUGUCAAGCAUCCAUUUGCGUCUUACAUUCCCUUUUACCAUGUCAAUUGAAAGAGCCUGAAGAUCAGCUAUGUAUAAUUGCUUGUUUAACUAAAGAUGAAUUAUGUGUACCUUAUCAUACUAUUAAUCAAACAUCAGAUUCAUCAAAAAUUCUCUAUUUACCAUAUGGAUCAUUUUGUGAUCAAAGUCAUGGAUUUUGUGAUCAAUCACAUAAAUGUUUGCCAUUGAUAGUCGAUCAUACAGGAAAUUUAAUUAGUGUUGGAUUUAGUACUCUUCUUCUAACGAAUUAUUCAGCAAUUAUCAAAGAAUAUUGGUGGACAUUUGGAAUAUUUCUGCUCCUCCAGAUUAUUCUUAUUCCAAUUGUUCUCUUAUACUUUCAUAGUCAAUGUAUUCCUUCAGAUAAUCCUUUUCUUCAAGUAAAUAGACAAAAGCAUUGA
This is a messenger RNA of Adineta ricciae, 1659 nucleotides long. The record is from the annotation of a GenBank genome assembly. NCBI's taxonomy places the organism in Eukaryota, Metazoa, Rotifera, Eurotatoria, Adinetida, Adinetidae.